AUGUCGACGCUGAAUCGAGUCUAUCGGAGGAACGUUGACGCAACUUUGAUCCAGUCGACGGAAUGUCAACAUAACUUUGAGUUGAUUGACACAACGUCGAAGCGAAUUCAAUCACGUCGAGGGAACGUCGAUGCGAAUCAGAAUCUGACGAUUGAAUGUCGACGCGAAUUCGAGUCUAUCGGAGGAAUGUUGACGCAACUUGAUCAAGUCAACGGUAUGUCAACAUAA
Protopolystoma xenopodis is the source of this 228-nucleotide messenger RNA. NCBI's taxonomy places the organism in Eukaryota, Metazoa, Platyhelminthes, Monogenea, Polystomatidea, Polystomatidae. The record is from the annotation of a GenBank genome assembly.